Molecule: messenger RNA, 7013 nt
Organism: Fundulus heteroclitus (mummichog)
Lineage: Eukaryota; Metazoa; Chordata; Actinopteri; Cyprinodontiformes; Fundulidae
Product: myoferlin
Exons: 56
Coding region: 113-6370 (2085 amino acids)
Biological process (GO): membrane fusion; plasma membrane organization
Cellular component (GO): membrane
Source: RefSeq, a predicted model, not a curated record
AUUGUGAGCUUUCAGCUGGAAUAGUGGCGCAAUCCUCAACUAAAUCAGCAGCAGAGUGGUGGAAACGGACUGAGAUCUGGGUUUAGAAUUAAAGUAGCGCAAACUAGUAAUUAUGUUCGCCUCAGCUGCUGCUGAUGCAUCGGCCAUGCUGCGGGUCGUGGUGGAGUCAGCUAAGGGUCUCCCCAAAAAGAAACUGGGCAGUCCUGACCCAGUUACUUCUGUCAUAUUCAGAGAUGAGAAGAAGAAAACCAAAUCGAUCGACAGUGAGGUGAACCCUGUCUGGAAUGAGGUGCUUGAGUUUGAUCUAAAAGGUGUUCCGCUGGACUCCGGCUCCCAGCUAGACGUCGUUGUGAAAGACUAUGAGACUAUUGGGAAAGAUAAAUUUCUUGGGUCCACUAAAAUUCCUUUAAGAGACCUUGCCUCUGGAAAAGUGAGAUCUCUGCCAUCCAAAAAUGUCCCUCUGGUCAGUGAAAGUGGACAGGGUAUCGGAGCUACAAUAGAUCUGGUGAUUGCCUAUGACGCUCCAGCCAAUGCUGCACCGAACCCUAACGACCCUCAAGAUGGAAAUGCUACAGUGGAUGCUGAAGGUGGAGGAGGUGGGGAUGAGGAUGGAAGUGAGACUGUACCAGACGGGGGCCAGAGUGGCUCAGCAGGAGCCCCUCCCUCUUCUGGCCAGGCUGUCGGUUUCCGCCAGAGGCUGAGCCGGGCACAGAGUCGCCCCAGACUCGUGAAUAAACCUCAGGACUUUCAGAUCCGUGUUCGGGUCAUCGAAGCCCGACAGUUGCCUGGAAACAACAUCAAACCUGUGGUGAAAGUUCAUGUGUGUGGACAGACCCACAGGACUAGGAUCAAGAAGGGAAAUAACCCAUUCUUUGACGAGAUGAUGUUCUACAAUGUUCAUAUGCUGCCAUCAGAUUUGUUUGAACAGAACAUCAGCUUCCGGGUCUAUAAUUCAUAUUCACUAAGGGCAGACAGUCUUAUGGGAGAAUUCAUGGUGGACAUUGGUUAUGUUUAUGAUGAACCAGCCCAUUGUGUGAUGAGAAAGUGGCUUCUGCUGAAUGACCCUGACGACUCCAGCUCUGGCGCUAAAGGCUACCUGAAAGUCAGCCUGUUUGUCGUAGGGACAGGAGACGAGCCUCCGGUGGAGAAGAGGGAGUCUAAUGAUGACCAGGAUGACAUAGAGAGCAAUCUGCUGCUGCCUGCAGGGGUAACUCUACGAUGGGCCACCCUGUCCUUGAAAGUGUUUAGAGCUGAGGACAUUCCCCAGAUGGAUGAUGCAUUUGUCCAGACAUUGAAAGGGAUCUUUGGAGGAGAGGAAAACAAGAAGAACCUGGUUGAUCCUUUUCUAGAGGCUCGGUUUGCUGGCAAAAAGUUGUGCACUCAGAUCAUUGAGAAGAAUGCAAACCCAGAGUGGAACCAAGUUUUGAACCUUCAAGUCAAAUUCCCAUCCAUGUGUGAGCGUGUCAAGCUGACCGUAUUUGACUGGGAUCGUAUGACAGGAAAUGAUGCUGUUGGCACCACAUACCUGAAUCUGACCAAGAUAGCUUCCUCUGGUGGAGAAAUAGAAGAGGAACAUGCAGAAAAUGGGGAAAUGUCAUCGUUUGAAGCUGACUCGGGAAGCGCAGAGGUGGGCUUCCUGCCCGUGUUUGGGCCCUGCUACAUUAACCUGUACGGCAGUCCAAGAGAGUUCACGGGCCUGCCAGACCCCUACGAGGCUCUGAACCUUGGCGAGGGAGAAGGAGUGGCAUACAGGGGCAGGGUACUGGUCGAGCUCUCCACUAAGCUGGAGGGGAAGGCGGACAAAAUGGUUGACAGUAUCCACAGUGAUGACAUCCUUGUGGUGCAGAAGUACCAGAGGAGAAGAAAAUACUGUCUGUGCGCAGUCUUCCACAGCGCCUCCAUGAUUCAGGAACCUGGAGAACCGAUCCAGUUUGAGGUCAGCAUCGGUAACUAUGGCAAUAAGCUGGACACCACCUGCAAACCCCUGGCCUCCACCACUCAGUACAGCUGUGCUGUCUUUGAUGGCAACCAUUACUACUACCUGCCCUGGGUAAACACCAAACCAGUGGUUGUGCUCACGUCCUUCUGGGAGGACAUAAGCCAUCGCCUCGAUUCUGUCAAUAUCAUCCUCUACAUUACGCAACACCUGCAAUCCAACCUGGAUGCAUUUAAAAACGCCAUACUGGCUAAAGUCUCAGAAAACCAACUCGCUGAAGUGUGGAUGAAGUUACUCAAUCAGUUUAUUGAAGACCUGGACAGUUUCCCUACACCUGAGCUAGAAGGCCACUCCAACCUGACAUCUCUGGACAUCCAAAUCAAGAAACUGCGAGAUAGCACUCUAACCUCAAUCAAGGAUGCUGCAAAACGCAUGAGAGAGGAGGCCAGAGAAAUCACAGACACUCUGCCAGACAUCGAGACCUGGGUGGACAAACUCAAUCAGCUGGCUGAGGAGCCCCAGAACAGCAUGCCUGAUGUGAUCAUCUGGAUGCUGCGGGGCGAGAAGAGGGUGGCCUACAGUCGUAUUCCGGCUCACCAGAUCCUCUUUUCCACCUACAGCGAGCAGGCCUGCGGACAGCACUGUGGCAAGACUCGCACCAUCUUUCUAAAGUACCCCAUGGACAAGACCAAAGGCUUGAAGGUGCCAGUUCAGAUAAGGGUCAACAUGUGGCUUGGCCUCUCUGCAUUUGAGAAAAAGUUCAACGCGUACUCCGAAGGAACCUUCAGUGUGUUUGCCGAGCUGUAUGAAAACCAGGCUAAAGUCUUUGGGAACUGGGGGACCACAGGACUGGUGGGCCGCUAUAAAUUCUCUGACGUGACUGGUAAACUGAAGCUGAAGAAAGAGUACUUCAUGCCACCCAGAGGUUGGGAGUGGGAGUCUGACUGGUUCAUUGAUCCAGAAAAAGCCCUGCUAACCGAGGCAGAUGCCGGACACACCGAGUUCAUGGAUGAGGUCUUCCAGAAUGAGACCCGUUUUCCUGGUGGAGAGUGGAAGGCCGCCUCAGAGCCGUUCACGGAUGUGAAUGGGGAGAAAAGCCGUAACCCUAAAGAGUUUGACUGUCCUCCGGGCUGGACAUGGGAGGACAUCUGGUCUGUGGAUAUCAACAGAGCUGUGGAUGAUCAAGGCUGGGAGUAUGGGGUGACCAUCCCUCCAGAUGACAAGCCUCGGUCCUGGGUCCCUGCUGAGAAGAUGUACCACGUCCACCGCAGGAGGAGGCUGGUUCGACCCCGAAAGAGAGCCUCACGUUCCGCAGCAGCAGUGGAGAGAAGAGAUCAAGGUGACCCAGAGGGAUGGGAGUUCUCCUCUCUGAUUGGCUGGAAAUUCCAUCGAAAUGAGCGCUCCUCAGAUUCCUUUCGUCGACGACGCUGGAGGCGAAAGAUGGCGCCCGAAGAUCGCCUUGGAGCAUGUGCCAUCUUUCAGCUGGAGGGCGCAUUAGGUAUUGAUACAGAUGAGAAAGAAAAAGGCUCUAAAGGUGAUGCCACCAAGCUGUUUGGGGCCAACACUCCCACUGUUUCCUGCUCCUUUGAUAGGUCCUAUAUGUACCACCUUCGUGUCUAUGUCUAUCAAGCAAGGAACCUGAUGUCUAUGGAUAAAGACAGUUUCUCUGAUCCGUAUGCGCAUGUCUCCUUCCUUCAUGUCAGCAAGACGACUGAGAAGCUCCAAGCAACCCUGAACCCAACCUGGGACCAAACUCUGAUUUUCAACGAUGUGGAGGUUUAUGGAGAUCCCAACAACAUCAGCGACAAUCCUCCUGACGUGGUGCUGGAAUUCUACGACAGUGACCAAGUGGGGAAAGAUGAGCUGCUCGGCCGCAGCGUUUGCGUCCCGUUGGUGAAGCUGAACUCCGGCAUGGACCAGACGCCCAAACUGCUGUGGCAUCCUGUCAUCCAGAAGGGCAAGAAGUCCGGAGAGGCGCUGGUUGCUGCCGAACUCAUUCUUAAAGACAAGUCAGGUGAGUGGGAUCUUCCCCUGGUUCCCCCAAAAAGAGCGGAGAACCUCUAUAUGGUUCCUCAGGGUAUCCGACCUGUGGUGCAGCUCACCGCUGUGGAGAUUCUUGCAUGGGGUCUGAGGAACAUGAAGACGUACCAGCUCGCCGCUGUGUCUUCUCCCAGUCUGGUGGUGGAGUGUGGGGGCGAAAGGGUGGAGUCUGCCGUGAUCAAAAACAUGAAGAAGAGUCCCAACUUCCCCGGCUCGGUUCUCUUCAUCAAAGUGCUCCUUCCAAAGGAUGAGAUGUAUACUCCUCCCAUUGUGGUGAAGGUGAUCGACCACCGUCCGUUUGGCAGGAAGCCUGUGGUCGGUCAGUGCACCAUCACCUCUCUGGAGGAGUUCAGAUGUGACCCCUAUGUCAUCGUCUCAGAGGGAGCCAGGGCCUCCAAGAUGGCUCUGAUGACUGCACCUCGUAAAGAUGUUUCCAUCACUGUGGAGGAAGGCCGACCACUGUUGGAAGCUCAGUUUGUGUACAGUAUGUCUGCUGCUUUCAACAAACUGGCUUCCCCAACUUCCCAUUUUGCAGAAAAGGAAAAGGAAACGGUUGACUGGUGGAGUAAAUUUUACGCUUCAGUUGGAGACCAGGAGAAAUGUGGCCCUUACAUAAAGAAAGGCUACGACACCCUCACGGUGUAUCAUAGUGAGUUGGAGGAUGUCCCAGAGUUCAAAGGGUUGACCGACUUCUGCAACACGUUCAAACUGCAGCGAGGCAAGAACGAGAACGGGGACGAGGACCCCACCGUGGUCGGAGAGUUCAAGGGUGCGUUCAAGGUGUACCCCCUGUCGGAUGACCCGAGUGUUGCUGCCCCGCCCCGACAGUUCAGGGAGUUGCCGGAAAGCGGGCCUCAGGAGUGCCUGGUCAGGAUUUAUGUGGUUCGGGCAAUUGACCUGCAGCCUAAAGACAACAAUGGCAGGUGCGAUCCAUACAUAAAAAUAUCAGUUGGCAGAAAUACGUUUGACGACAGAGAUAAUUACCUGCCCAACACCAUAAACCCUGUGUUUGGAAGGAUGUUUGAGAUGACGUGUUUCCUGCCUCAAGACAAAGACCUGAAAAUCGGAGUUUAUGACUUCGAUCUCCUGACUCGUGAUGAGAAGGUCGGUGAGACGGUGAUCGACCUGGAGAACCGCUUCCUGUCCCGAUAUAACUCCUACUGCGGCCUUCCUCAGACAUACUGCAUCUCUGGUAUCAACCAGUGGCGGGAUCAGCUGAAACCGUCUGAGAUCCUGGAGAACCUGGCUCGUCUAAAAGGGCUGUCCAAACCCAGGACAGAAGACAAUGGCACAUCUCUUACUUUCAACGGAAAAGAUUACACAUUGGCUGAGUUUGAAAGCAACACAGAAAUUCACCAGCACUUGGGCCCGCCCCGAGAACGACUCUGUCUGCAUGUCCUUAGAACACAGGGACUUGUUCCAGAACAUGUGGAGACCAGGACCCUUUACAGCUCCUUCCAGCCCACUCUCUCUCAGGGAAGGCUUCAGAUGUGGGUGGAUGUCUUCCCAAAAAGCAUCGGACUCCCUGGUCCUCCCUUCGACAUCACACCCCGCAAGCCUAAAAAGUAUUUCCUGCGAGCUGUCAUCUGGAACACCACAGAUGUAACUCUGGAUGAAACCAGCAUCACAGGAGAGAACAUGAGUGACAUCUACGUGAAAGGCUGGAUGCCAGGCAUGGAGGAGGACAAACAGAAGACAGACGUCCACUACAGGUCUCUGGAUGGAGACGGCAACUUUAACUGGCGGUUCGUCUUUGGCUUUGACUACCUGCCAGCUGAGCAGCUCUGCCUCGUGUCCAAGAAGGAACACUUUUGGAGUCUUGACAACACAGAGUUCAGGAUCCCCCCCAAGCUGAUGGUUCAGAUUUGGGACAACGACAAAUUCUCAUUGGACGAUUACUUGGGCGUGCUAGAGCUGGAUUUGCGCAAGCUGGUCCCUCCUGCCAAGACUCCGGAGAAAUGCUCCCUGAACAUGAUGGAUAAUCUGGAAAUCGAAGCACCAGAGAAACUGAAACCUGCCAAGUCUCUCUUUGCUCAACAAUCAGUCCGAGGCUGGUGGCCUUGUUCCAUUGAACAAGAUGGGAAGAAGGUCCUGGGUGGCAAAGUGGAGAUGACGCUGGAGAUUGUGAGUGAAGCAGAGGUAGAUGAGAAACCUGCAGGAAAAGGACGAGACGAACCCAACAUGAACCCAAGGCUGGACCCUCCAAACCGUCCAGAAACCUCUUUCUUUUGGUUCACCAACCCCUGCAAGACCAUGAAGUUCAUUGUGUGGAGAAGGUUCAAAUGGGUGUUCAUUGGUGCUAUCAUCCUCAUCAUCGUAGUCCUCUUCAUCGCCAUCCUGUUGUACUCUUUACCGAACUACAUCUCAAUGAAGAUCGUGAAGCCACUUCAGUAACUCUACAACGGAGUGUCUGCACCACAAAGGAUUACAUUAACUGCGCACAGACUCACUCAAACUGAACACGUGUUGCUGCUUUUUUUUUUAUCAGCUGAUAGUGUUUCAUUGUGGGGAAGGGGUGCUUGCCUAUUUGCACUGUAAACAUAUCUACACAUGACCAAAGUCACAAACAUUUGACUGUAUUGUUGUUAACACUUAGCCAUGCAAAGCCACAGACUGGUGAUAAACAGUUUAACGUGCAACUUAAACACGGGUUCUGAUUCUUUGUCGGCAUUGAGAGGCUGUUCUGUACUGGAUCAAACCUUCCUGUCAGUGUGUCUCUGGGGAUGCCUUUCUGUACACGGUCACUUUUAAGAUGUUUAAGGUGAUGUAUCUGAGAUGCAAUUGUUCUUUCAUUACAACGUGGCUUUCAGAUUUUUGUCAUCGUCAUUGUGCAGAGCCCUUUAUUCAUGUCUGUCCUAUGUUUUUAUAAAGAAUGUUGCUAAUGUUUUACAUUGAACCGAUUAAAGCUAACAGAAGUCUGAAACGUUUAUAGAGGAUCUGUUUUAACUAAUCGGUGCCCAUGGCUCUGAAGCACAUCACUUUCACAUGAAUGUAACACUCAGAGGAAAAACUCAAUAAAAUAAAGUCUUAUAAGGUU